CUGAGUGAUGCCACGCCCAAGUGUGAAGGGGUGCGGCUGCGCAGCCACAGUGGGUUUUGACGGAGCCCCUCCCCUCCGCUCUGUUCUCCGCUGGGCGGGGACGCAGACAAACCCAAGGCCGGAGCGAUUCCAGGAGGACCUCGGUAGGUGGAUGUGAGCGUCUGGAUCCUCUCGGUUCCUUAAAGGGAAGCCAUCCGUCAUCUCGAGCACUAUGCUGUCCCCUCAGCGGGCUUUACUCUGCAACCUCAAUCACAUCCACCUCCAGCAUGUAUCCCUAGGCCUGCACUUGUCCCGACGUCCUGAACUACGAGAGGGGCCUCUGAGCACACCCCCGCCCCCAGGAGACACAGGGGGCAAGGAAAGCAGGGGGCCUUGCAGUGGGACCCUGGUGGACGCCAACUCCAACAGUCCGGCUGUUCCCUGCCGAUGCUGCCAGGAGCACGGACCCAGCAUAGAAAACCAGCAGGACCCUUCCCGGGAAGAAGAGGCUGCCUCGCCUUCUGAUCCGGGAUGCUCCUCCUCUCUCAGCUCUUGCUCAGAUCUUAGCCCUGAUGAGUCCCCAGUGUCAGUCUACUCUCGAGAUCUGCCUGGUAACGAGAAUGCCCACCCUCAGUCCAGCAUCUUCCCCUUGGAGCUGGGCUCUUCUCUGCCUCCAGCUGGCCCUAGCACCUGCUCUCCAGACAGCUUCUGCUGCUCUCCUGAUUCUUGCUCCGGAAUCUCUUCCCCGCCUGGACCUGGCCUGGACUCGAACUGCAACGCCCUGACCACCUGCCAGGACCUACCUUCCCCAGGCUUGGAGGAAGAGGAAGACAGUGGGGAACAGGAUCUUGCUACCUCUGAGCUCUCAGAGACCGAAGAUGGGAGAAUCGACGCAGGGAAAGCAGAGCCCAGUUGGAAAAUUAACCCUAUUUGGAAAAUCGACACAGAGAAAAAUGAAGCUGGGUGGAAAGCCAUCGAGGACAGUGACUCUGGUUGGAAAAUCGAUGAAAAUAAAAACUCGAGCUUGGAAACGGAAACUGGGAAAUCGUCUUCUUGUUUAAACACUAAUUCUGGUUCGAAAAUAGAUGCAGGGAAAUCUGAUGGGGGAUGGAGAGGUGACGUCAGCCAGGAGCCGGUGCCCCAUCGGACUAUCACGUCCUUCCAUGAGCUGGCCCAGAAACGCAAGCGGGGUCCGGGGCUGCCCCUUGUGCCGCAGGCCAAGAAAGAUCGCAGCGACUGGCUCAUAGUCUUCUCGCCGGACACUGAGCUCCCGCCGACUGGGUCCCUGGGAGGUCACUUAGCACCUCCCCGAGAAGUCACCACCUUCAAGGAACUCCGGUCUCGAAGCCGAGCCCAGCCGCCGCCAGUCCCGCCCCGGGACCCUCCGGCUGGGUGGGCUUUGGUCCCACCCCGACCGCCACCUCCUCCUGUCCCUCCGCGGAGGAAGAAGAAUCGACUUGCGCUGCAGCCCAUCGCAGAGGGGCUGCCGGAGGAGGGGAGGGAGGGCAGCCCGGCGGUUGGUGAGGAGGCACCCGCCGCACAGGAGCCGGAGGAGCCGCGCCCGCACGCCGUGGCCGGUCCCCCGCUAUUCCCUCGGCCCCCGGUUUUCCGGUUUUCGGCCGACGGGCGCCCUCUGUUGGAGGGUGGGGGCGCGGGCUCACCCGGGCCUCUGCUCUUUACGCCUCUAACCGGGUGGCCCAAUACCCGGCUGCGGCUGCUAGGGGCAGCGAGUCCCCCGGAGGAGCCGCUGCUGCCUGUGCGCCUAUCCCCAGUGGGAGCCUAUUCUCCUCCCACGCGGGGGGCCUUGCCUUGCCUGGCCAGCCCCGAGCUGGCCCUGCUGCUAUCCCCGCUCUUCCCCAGAAGUAGCACCUUCCCCGCCGCGGCGCCCCCACCCCGCCAGGUUCCCGUCCCCCCGCUGCCAUCACCACCGCGUCCGCCGACCGCCCCUCGCUGGACCAGAAGGCCACCGCCUCCGCCCAGGCAACUGCGCAGUUCCUGGUCAUUUGGCGGUGUUCCCGGGGCCCAGCGGCUGUGGAUGGCAGAAGCCCAGAGUGGGACUGGACCCCUGCAGGAGCAGAAGAAAGGUCUCUUGAUCGCUGUCAGCGCUUCAGUGGACAAAAUCAUCUCUCAUUUUGGGGCUGCUCGGAACUUGGUUCAGAAGGCCCAGUUGGGGGAUAGCCGGCUGAGUCCGGAUGUGGGGCAUCUGGUACUGACCACCCUCUGCCCGGCCCUCCAUGCUUUGGUGGCUGAUGGGCUGAAGCCGUUCCGGAAGGACCUCAUCACUGGGCAGCGUCGGAGCAGCCCUUGGAGCGUGGUGGAGGCGUCUGUGAAACCAGGGUCCUGCACACAUUCCAUGGGAUCGCUGUAUAGCCAGGUCAGCCGACUGACCCCUCUCAAUAGCAGCCGCAGCCGCUUCCACGCUUUCAUCUUGGGCCUCCUUAACACCAAGCAGUUGGAACUGUGGUUUUCCAGCCUUCAGGAGGAUGCAGGCCUGCUAUCCCUCUUGUAUCUGCCCACCGGAUUCUUCUCCCUGGCGUGUGGCAGCUGUCCAGCCCUGUCCACAGAGCUGCUGCUACUGCUGCAGCCGCUGUCGGUGCUCACCUUCCACUUGGACUUGCUUUUUGAACACCACAACCACCUGCCCCUGGGCCUGCAGCAGGCUCCUGCCCCGCCAGGGCCCCCUCCUGCCCUCCAGCAGACUAUGCAGGCUGUGCUGCACUGGGGGGGCCGCUUGGCUCAGAGUUUCCGGGGGACUUCAGGGGAGGAGGCCACCGCAGCAGACUCUUCAGCCCCGUCCACCCGCCCUCCACCAGGCAGCUGGUGGGAUCAGCUGACCCAAGCUUCUCGGGUCUAUGCCUCUGGGGGCACUGAGGGCUUUCCUCUUCUCCGGUGGGGACCCAGGCGCCGUGGGACUACAGCUGAGGGUGCCCAGGAGGCUCCCCCACCUGCAGAACCAACCACACCGGGCAGAAGUGUGUGGUUGGGGCGGCUUUUUGGUGUGCCUGGGGGCCCCUCAGAAUCUGAAAGUGGAGCCUUCAAGUCCAGGAGACCGUCCAGCUGGUUGCCCCCAACAGUGAGUGUGUUGGCUCUGGUCAAGCGGGGGACACCGUCUGAGGUCCCUCCUGAGGAGCUUGUGGACUCACUGGCCAGCACUGGGCAGGCUGACAGGGCAGUCCGGGCUCUCUGUGACCACACUGCUGCAGGACCUGAUCAGCUGAGCUUCCAGCGUGGGGAUGUGCUCCGUGUCAUUGCCACAGUGGAUGAGGACUGGCUUCGCUGUGGGCGCGAUGGUGUGGAGGGGCUGGUGCCAGUGGGAUACACCUCUCUUGUCCUCUAGCUCUGGGCCCUGUUCCCUUUUCCUAGGAAAGGAAUGGCUCAUGAAUACUGGCCAUGUGAACUGACCAGCAUUCCAGAAGCAUUUUUUUCCCCCUUCUACAAACCUCACUUUUCUUCCCAUAACCAUUUCUGUGGACAGUUAAAAAUAAAUCUUCCUUCCUCCCUCAAUACCCACCUGUUAGGGUGAAAUCUGCUCUUGCAAACAUGUAAACGGGCUUCCCGUCCACAGGAUUCCUUUCUCCUUGUCCAUCUGCGCAAGGGAACGCUGCCCUUCCUAUCUGCAAAUCAGUAUCUAUCCCUCCACCUUCACCCAAGUGGACUGUGCCAGUAUAGUACACACGCCCCUGUCCCCAAGCCCGCAGGAUCCUGGUCUCCUCACUGUCAAUCCCUAGCCCCUGCUGCCUGUAUUUUAAGAUGUACUCCUGCUGUGCUAAAGUGCUAGUUGGAAGCCUGGGCACCCCUGGAGGGUGGGCCUGUGGCAUUGGUCUGCCUCUUUCCUUCCUAGCCCCAAUAAAAUGUGGGAGUUGAACAGAUACGUGUUCCUGUGGGUUUC
Messenger RNA from Acomys russatus (golden spiny mouse), 3868 nucleotides. It is a transcript of the gene Rusc1, whose product is annotated as RUN and SH3 domain containing 1. The record is from RefSeq and is a predicted model, not a curated record. The transcript is spliced from 11 exons. Gene Ontology annotation, cellular component: cytoplasmic vesicle. Lineage: Eukaryota; Metazoa; Chordata; Mammalia; Rodentia; Muridae. The coding region runs from base 212 to 3316 and encodes 1034 amino acids. Gene Ontology annotation, molecular function: protein binding.